AUGUCGCUGCGGGCCGGAUCGACAGUAGGAGAGAGCGGCGGUGUCGUCUCCGGAAUAUCGACAGUCAUUUACCACGAGAAUUACGACAGCAUCACUCUCGACGACAUCGCUGUCGUGCAGCCUUCUGAACCGUUCCCGAUGGGACCGAACAUCCAGAUCGUCAACCUGCCUUCUAAAUUCGGAUACGAGGCCCCCUCAGGCCUCCCUGUUACUGUCGUCGGCUGGGGCUUGGACGGCGACGGCAACCGACCUGAACAGUUGCAGAAAGUGGACCUCUCCGUUGGCAAAACAUCGAUCUGCAAGGACAUAUUUGCCGAUUACAAUCCUGUCACCGAGAGUAUGAUGUGUGCAGGUGCCAUCAACAAGAGCCCCUGCAACGGUGACUCCGGGAGUCCGCUGGUGUUCGGGAGCGUGCAGGUCGGCAUCGCGUCCUGGUGGGACGAGAACUGCGAGUACCCGCAGGCGGUGUACACCAGCGUAGGCUUCCUGCGUCUCUGGAUCCAAAAUAAAAUUAGAGACUAA
Schistocerca cancellata (South American locust) is the source of this 522-nucleotide messenger RNA. Its product is annotated as trypsin delta-like. The transcript has 2 exons. Lineage: Eukaryota; Metazoa; Arthropoda; Insecta; Orthoptera; Acrididae. Gene Ontology annotation, molecular function: serine-type endopeptidase activity. The record is from RefSeq and is a predicted model, not a curated record. Gene Ontology annotation, biological process: proteolysis. The coding region runs from base 1 to 522 and encodes 173 amino acids.